Molecule: messenger RNA, 457 nt
Organism: Magallana angulata
Lineage: Eukaryota; Metazoa; Mollusca; Bivalvia; Ostreida; Ostreidae
Exons: 2
Coding region: 44-457 (137 amino acids)
Source: RefSeq, a predicted model, not a curated record
AGCCCCCUUAACAGCUAUAAGGCUAGGCUACGAGAUAAAACGGAUGUUAAGUGUAAAAUGGGCAGAGGGAAUCAAAAGCAAAGAUAAAACAGCAGCUAAUGACAGUAAGAGCUUCCUCAAGUUCAUGAAAUUCGAAUGGUCCACGAAAGUCACAAAAUUAGCAACAGUCACACUUCAAGUUCGUAGCUUCAACAAAGAAAAAAGUAUCCCUGAGCCAGAGGACAUUAUCAAAAUUCGGGAAAAGAUCCUUAAUGACAUCAAGAACUUCGAUGAAAAGAGCACAACGCCACAGAACUUCAGAUUUGCUGCAGAAGUAUCUCAGGCUAGAUUGUUGCUGUAUAACAAACGUCGAUCUGGCGAAAUAGAGGGUAUCAGGGUGAAGGACUAUGUGAGAAGGCAGCAAAGUGAGGUCAUUCAAAAAAAAAUUCUUAAUGGUCUCCCAUUGUCUUUUCCAUAA